Messenger RNA from Penicillium atrosanguineum, 1275 nucleotides. Its product is annotated as cytochrome and DOMON domain-containing protein. The coding region runs from base 1 to 1275 and encodes 424 amino acids. The record is from RefSeq and is a predicted model, not a curated record. The transcript has a single exon. NCBI's taxonomy places the organism in Eukaryota, Fungi, Ascomycota, Eurotiomycetes, Eurotiales, Aspergillaceae.
AUGGGGGCUCCCUCACGUCUAUUAGCCCUCUUGCUGUAUACUCUUCAUUUCUUACCCCUCGUCCUCGCAACGGGCAUCCAAUAUUGUCGCGAUGAGCUACCGCUCUGCUUCGGCGUCGCCAGUACCAAGAACGAGACAGCUGGAGGCCAUGACAUCCAUCUCUCUCUGGUCGCCACCCCAUCCAAAAAUGGCGGUUGGGUUGCUGUUGGCAUUGGAAAAAAGAUGGCGGGUUCGCUGAUAUUCGUGAUGUAUUCGGACCAAGAUCGAACGUCACCCGUAACGAGCAUCCGCACGGUCGAAAGCCACACCAACCCGACGGUAUUAACAGAUCAUGCGACGUAUGUGGAAGUGCUCAAUAGCUCUAUCUCCGCCACGAGCUACCACGCACAUUUUGUAUGUUACUCCUGUGAGCUGUGGUGGCAGACACCCAUCGUAACGAAGGGCAAAACGCCCUUUAUCUAUUCCGCAAACCGAGACCAAACCUUUGACCCCCCAGAGACCGACUCAGUUUUAAUGAUGCACGAUUAUUACGGCGUUGUGGAAGGUGACAUGGAUGAAGCGCUUCUCUCCGACGCAGACGAGUACACCCCAGCCAUCAGGCCCGGAGAAACUACGGGGUUUGUCAUGUUAAACGAAAAUGGACACGCGAAUCUUAACCCCAAGGCUGGGUCUCUCCUUUCAUCAUCCUGGCUGUCACCGGCAGCAGUCCAUGGGGUUGUCAUGAGUGUUGCCUUCAUGGGCCUUUUUAUGCUGGGUGGGAUCCUCAUCCAAUUGCCUCUAGCCCGCGCGUUCAAAUACCACUGGGCCAUUCAAAUCGGUGCCUUACUGCUUGCCCUCGGCAGUGCCACUUACAUGACAAUCAGAUCGACACACUUUGACCUGCAUAAGAUUCUCGGUCUCACUGUAGUCAGCGCUUUAGCAAUUCAGGCGGUGGUGGGCUACAAGCAUCAUACGGUUUUCAUCCAGAUUCACCAGCAGUCUGUUUUUACCUCCAUACACAGGUGGCUCGGUCGCGGUCUCUUGCUUCUAGGAACCGUGAAUGUUGCAUUGGGUCUCUACCAUAGAGGACGCCCUACAGGAGCGAUAGUCGCUUGGUUCGUCAUCUGGCUUACUGAGGUUGCCGGGUAUGUAUGGAUCCUACGACGAAAGAACCGACACCAGAGGCAACAAAGGGGGCACAUGGUGCCAAAGAGCGAACAUGAUACUGAGCUAUUUGGUCUUGCUGGGGAUAACUCGGAUGACUCUGAAGACUCUGAUUUUGAGGAAGAGGUGUGA